AGAGUUGUAAACUACAUUUUAGGGAACAGUAGUCUAGAGCAAGACUUAAACAUGAAAUAGUCAAUUCUUGUCAUUUCGAAUGUUCUUGUUUUUAUUCAUUUCCUCCCCCAUGCAGCACUGACCACUUCACCUUUUCCUUCCUGGCUGUGUGAGACUCAGCUAAGUCACCCUUUGGGGCCUGCGCCUGGUUCUCAGGAUUAUACUCUCUCCCUGCCACCAGGCAGCCCACCCCAGCCUGCUCAGCCAUCUCCACACUCCUCUGACAGAAUGAAUGCCCUCGACGGUGUCCCCUUCAAGGUGCCCAAGGGUUUUGUGAUAAGCACAGAGCCCCUCCCUGGGCCAGAGCUCAGUGUCCCAGACUGCAGGGAGCUUCUGCUGGGUUCUAUGCACGACUUCAGCUUGGAGAAGAGGACUCUCUUCUGGGUGGAGGCUGCCAUCCGGGAACCCUGCCAGUUCCAAAGCGAUGCCCCUGGAACAGCGUCGGCCCCUCCCGCCUGGCUCUUGCUGGUCAGCCCAGAAGGCGGGCUACUGCCUGCACUUGCCACAGCCAAAGGCCUGGAGGCGCGACCCCAGGAGCUGUCCGAGGAAGAAAAGGAGGAGGAAGAGGAGGAAGAAGAGGAAGACGCCUCUUCUGUCAGCGAGGAAACGCUGGGUCCUUGCAGCCCCCAACCCAGCGCCCCAGAGAGCCCCAGCCCGGGCCAUCACCGGUACUCACUGGACGUGCUGCGCGGGGUGAGGUCAGAGCUGGCAGGGGCGCGGCGGAGGCUCUCGGAGGGCAGGAUGGCCGCCCACCCCCGCGCCUUCCUGCAGCGCAUCCGCCACCGGGCGCUGAGCCUCUGCACCAGCCAGGCGCUGCCCCGGAGCCCCACGCCCCCGCUCCCCAGUGCACCCACGCCGCCCCCGAGGCCCUCCACGGCCGGCGCCAUGCCCCCGCUGCGGAGCCACAAGCCCACGGUCCCGUCCCUCAGUCCAUACACCUGCCUGCCACCUCUUGAGCAGGCGCCCCAGCCUCUCAUGGCCCACAGAUCACACCCUGAUUCUGAUGACCUCCUAUCCGCUCUCAGCCAAGAGGAGCAAGACCUCAUCGGGCCAGUGGUCGCCCUGGGGUAUCCCAUGCAUAGGGCCAUCGCGGCUCUGCAGAAGACAGGGCGGCAGAGCCUGAGCCAGUUUCUCAGCUACCUUAGUGCCUGUGACCGUUUGCUGUGGCAGGGCUACGAGGAAGGCCUGGUGGAGGAGGCCAUGGAGAUGUUCCAGUUCUCUGAGAGCCAGGCAGGGGAGUUCCUGCGCCUCUGGGAACAGUUCAGUGAUAUGGGCUUCCAGCAGGACCGGAUCAAAGAAGUGCUGCUGGUCCAUGGCAAUCGCCGAGAGCAAGCCUUGGAGGAGCUGGUGGCCUGCGCCCAGUAACCACUGGGACACUCUGCAGUGCCCAGGCAUGCCAGGCCUGUGCUAGACCUGGCAAUCCAUUCUAACAGUAGACCACAUAAGAACAACAAAGUGAUGCUCAUUGUAACAAUGCAAACAAUGCCAAGAGUGGGAGCAAAUACUAUAGGGGAGGCAAAACUUUACCCAUCUUAGGUUUUCAGCUGGACCAAUUAACAAGAGAAAAACAGUUUAUUAAUGCAUGCAGCAUACAUCGUGCAGGAGAAACCUCAAUGAAAAGUAACUCAAAGCAGUGGUUUAUAUAGUAUCUUCAACAAAGAACAAAUAUGUAGAGAGAUAACAGGACAAAAGAAAUCGGUUUUAGGCUUCCAAGGAUGGCACACUGUUGGAAGGUAAAUAUAUGGGAAGGAACUAAUGGAAUAAGGUUUGUUUGCAGAUUCCUCUGGUGCAUCUCUGGGAGGAUAAGAACCUACCUUCAGAAAAGGAGAAUUUAUAUCCUGCCUUUAGACAGAAAGUGGGGAAAGGUAGGGAGAGCUUUUCCUACAUUUGCUGCUGCUUAAUUGCCUUCAGCUGAAAGUAAUUUUUAUGUCAAAGAGGCAUAUUUUGGGGUGACAUUCUGGUUUCCUUCAAUACCAAAUGAAUCAGCUAAAAGAACUGAAAGUGGCUGCCUAUAAGGAGGGGCAGAUGGGGGAGCAUGAACAAAGAGCUGUAUUCUUUCAUGCAAGCCUUCUUAAACUACUUGUAUUUAACUCUUUAAGCUGUGUUUAUUAGUAACUUUGAUUUUAAGAAAAUAAAACAAAAAAAUGAUGGGCAA
Molecule: messenger RNA, 2194 nt
Organism: Pteropus alecto (black flying fox)
Lineage: Eukaryota; Metazoa; Chordata; Mammalia; Chiroptera; Pteropodidae
Gene: UBAP1L
Product: ubiquitin associated protein 1 like
Exons: 5
Coding region: 268-1404 (378 amino acids)
Biological process (GO): ubiquitin-dependent protein catabolic process via the multivesicular body sorting pathway
Cellular component (GO): ESCRT I complex
Molecular function (GO): ubiquitin binding
Source: RefSeq, a predicted model, not a curated record